This is a messenger RNA of Impatiens glandulifera, 1847 nucleotides long. Its product is annotated as mannan endo-1,4-beta-mannosidase 2-like. NCBI's taxonomy places the organism in Eukaryota, Viridiplantae, Streptophyta, Magnoliopsida, Ericales, Balsaminaceae. The coding region runs from base 312 to 1649 and encodes 445 amino acids. The transcript has 5 exons. The record is from RefSeq and is a predicted model, not a curated record. Gene Ontology annotation, molecular function: hydrolase activity, hydrolyzing O-glycosyl compounds.
CAAACAAGGCUUAAGAUUGUAACUGUGCUGCUGCUUUAUUUAUAAAGGUUCAGUUAAUGGUGAAAGAGUUCACUGACCUGAAAACGGAACUUCGAGAAGAAGACAAAGGAGAAGUGCUAGAUCUGUUCCCAUCCAGUUCAUCCACAAUUCAUCUUCGGGGUGUCAAUUCAGGCAUUGCUUUGCUUCGUCAAUUCCUCAAACUUGAUUAUUCCGGGAAGCAGCUUCAGUCCAGAUCUGGAAGCUGAAGAAGAAAGACGGAAUUACCAAGAAACCCAUCUGGGUAAUAAAAUAUAUUAUUUCCUGAGCUUUAUAUGGUUAAACAAUCAAGAAAGAAAAUGGUGGGAGGAAAUGGGAUGAUGAUUUAUCCAGUUCUAGGAUUUGCAUCAUGUAUUGCUUUAGUUUACAUGUCAUUUGGUGAUAUAAUGGUGGUGAAUCUUCAAAGAGGAGAAGAAAGCUUGUUGAGUUUUGUGAAGAGGAAUGGAACUCACUUAAUGGUUGAUGGUAAAGUGUUCUAUGUAAAUGGGUGGAAUUCAUACUGGUUGAUGGACCAAGCUGUGGAUCAUUUUUCCAGACCUAGAGUUAGAGAGAUACUUCAAAAUGGUGCAAAGAUGGGAUUAACCGUUUGUAGAACUUGGGCUUUCAAUGAUGGUGCCUACAAUGCUCUUCAAUUCUUUCCUGGUCGAUUCGAUGAGCGCGUUUUCAAGGCCUUGGAUCAUGUCAUUUAUGAGGCUGGAAGGCAAAAAAUCAGGCUGCUACUUUCAUUAGUGAAUAAUUUGAAUGCUUAUGGAGGAAAGUCUCAAUAUGUCAAGUGGGCGUGGGAAGAAGGUGUUGGUUUGAGCUCCUCAAACGACUCUUUCUUCUUCGACCCAUCAAUCCGUCAUUAUUUCAAGAGCUACAUCAAGGCUUUGUUAACAAGAAGGAACACCAUUACCGGAAUAGAGUACAGAAAUGACCCUACAAUCUUUGCGUGGGAGUUGAUGAACGAACCUCGUUGCAUAUCUGAUCCAUCAGGAGAUAGUCUUCAGGACUGGAUAGAAGAGAUGUCGAUGUUUGUGAAAUCAAUUGACAAUAACCAUUUGCUGACAGUGGGGCUCGAAGGAUUCUAUGGACCCAAAAGUCAGAAAGGGCCUAUAAUAAAUCCAGGGCCAUGGGCUGCUGAACUUGGAUCUGAUUUCAUCCGCAAUUCAAAACUCUCAACCAUAGAUUUCACAUCUGUACAUAUCUACCCUGAUCAAUGGUUUCAUUUUAAGCUAGAAUUUGAAGAAAAACUCAAAUACGUCUCAAAAUGGAUGAUUUCACACAUCGAAGAUGGCGAUAAGGAGCUAAAGAAGCCUGUGAUGUUUACUGAAUUCGGAUUGUCAAACCUGAAUAAGAACUUUAGGCAUCCGGACCGAGAGAGGUUCUACAAGACAGUGCUGGACAUUGUGUAUAAAUCUGCCUUGGAAAAAAAAUCAGGAGCUGGAGCUUUUGCUUGGCAAUUCUUGGUUGCAGGAAUGAAAGAGUAUAAUGAUGAUUUUGGUUUUGUACCUGCAGAGACUCCAUAUGCUAGUCGGUUGAUGACUGAACAUUCAUGUAGAUUGGCAUCAAUACAAGGAAUUCUAUCUUCACAGAAAGACAACUUGAAAAAUGUUUGUUCAGUCAGACAGUAAACCCUAAUAUUGACUGUCAAAGUUACAAAAAUGAAGCAUAUAUCGUGCAGGGAUUAUGCCUAGAUGAAAUUUAUUUUAUGCCAUAAAGAAUAAUUAUCUGUUGCCUUUGUUCUCUAGUCUUUUAUUCUUUCUGUAAAUUUGCAAAUUUCAUCAUACAGAAUGAGAUUAUACUUCAGUUGGAUUUACAAGUGUUGUUCA